AUGUUUGCCUCCAGGGUUGCUAUCAACUUUGAGAUCUCGCGAUUAUAUUUUAACGCGCCCUUCCACAUCUCGUUCGGAGAUUUACGGGCCCAUCCUCCAGGUGAUUCCGGGGUCCGCUUGCUCCACAGUGGAGCCGGGACCCCACCGCACCUCGGGCUGGGUCCCGUCACGACACCGAGUCCAUCGUUGGAAAGCCAAGGAACGUGGGAGAAAGGAGUUCAGUGCCUGAACCUGGGGAGCCGCGGAGCGGUUGGUGGAAUUUGA
Messenger RNA from Bursaphelenchus xylophilus (pine wood nematode), 264 nucleotides. The record is from the annotation of a GenBank genome assembly. NCBI's taxonomy places the organism in Eukaryota, Metazoa, Nematoda, Chromadorea, Rhabditida, Aphelenchoididae.